Messenger RNA from Punica granatum (pomegranate), 872 nucleotides. The record is from RefSeq and is a predicted model, not a curated record. Lineage: Eukaryota; Viridiplantae; Streptophyta; Magnoliopsida; Myrtales; Lythraceae.
CUCCUUCCCUCAUUGUUAUUGCAUUGCAGUGUUUCUCUACAUUAAAUAGAGAAAGUACUGCAUCUUUAAGAAUCACAAAUAUAUACAUAUCCUCUCUUCAUAUUGAAAAAAGAGAAAAAAAAUUUCAAAUACUCCAAAGAAAAUGGCACGUCAGCUCAUUGCUCUAGCACUCGUUGUCCUGGCAGUUGCCGGAUCUGUAUCCGCAGCCUCCUCGCCCUCACCGGCCCCAGCACCUAAGGCUUCAUCCCCCAAGGCUGCGUCCCCAAAGGCCUCCUCCCCCGCCACCUCCCCUAAGUCUUCCAGCGCCCCAACCCCUUCUGCUGCCUCUCCUAAGGCUGCCUCGGCCCCCAAGACCUCUCCCGCCUCAUCCCCCAGCACCUCUCCCGCCUCAUCGCCCACCAUCUCCGAGACCCCCGCAUCAGCCCCCGGCACUGAUAUCUCGUCCCCACCCUCCCCCGGAAGCCUGGCCUCGGAAGGACCUGCUGCUGAUGAUGCCUCAUCCCCGGUCCCCGCUCCCCCAAAGAACGGUGCCUCCAGCAUCAAGUUCUCCACCGCUGCUGGCAUUGCCGCCGUAGCUGGAUCCUUCUUCUUCUUCUAAGGUUCUAGAGAGAAGAACAUUUUGAAGAUCUUUGGAGUUAAUUAAUUAUCUUAUCGAUGAUUUUCUCCAUUAGUUUAUAUGAGGGGAGCCAAAUGAUCAUGCUACCUUGGAACCAAAAUGUACUAUAAUUGCAUAAAAAAUUUACUUUGAUUUUUAUUUUCCCUGGUAUGAUUCUUUGGGUUACAAGGUUUUAUGGAAGCAGAUGUUUGAGUAUUUGCUCUUAUGGCCCCUACAAGACAUUAAUAAAGUUUGCAAUCCACAAUGCCUUGUGCUA